Messenger RNA from Rhagoletis zephyria (snowberry fruit fly), 297 nucleotides. Its product is annotated as synaptobrevin-1-like. Gene Ontology annotation, biological process: vesicle-mediated transport. The record is from RefSeq and is a predicted model, not a curated record. NCBI's taxonomy places the organism in Eukaryota, Metazoa, Arthropoda, Insecta, Diptera, Tephritidae. Gene Ontology annotation, cellular component: membrane.
AUGUCGAACCAACAUUCAGGAUCGUCUAAGCGAUUGCAGCAAACCCAGGCUCAAGUUGAUGAAGUUGUUGGUAUUAUGAGAACCAAUGUUGAAAAGGUUCUCGAGCGUGAUCAGAAACUUUCAGAACUGGACGACCGAGCCGAUGCUCUGCAACAGGGAGCUAGUCAGUUUGAGCAACAAGCCGGAAAGCUAAAGCGCAAAUACUGGUGGAAGAAUAUCAAGUUGAUGUUGAUCCUUGCCAUUAUCUUGAUCGUCAUUAUUAUAAUCAUCAUUGGUAAAGUAUCCCUUUUUAUUUAA